CACUAACCCGCCAACUUUGGCUAGCAAGCUCUGCAGCCAGCAUCCAAGACCGGAAAAUAAAUAGUUAGCGUUUAGAGAAACAAAAUGGUAAAACAGACGAUUCAGAUAUACGCUCGUGUAAAACCGAACAAGAAAAAUACCGCGGUGUACUCUGUCAACAACGAGGAUCCAGCAAGUUCUUCCCUGGAAUUUGUAGUGCCCAAGGAAGUAGCUGAUGGUUUUGUUAACAACAAGAGGGAGUGCUUCAACUUUAGGUUUCAAAAAGUGUUUGAUCAAGCAACGAAACAAGAUGAGAUCUUUGAACACAUUGCAAAACCAGUUGCAGAGAGUGUAUUGGCUGGUUACAAUGGCACCAUCUUUGCCUAUGGUCAAACAGGCAGUGGGAAGACAUUCACAAUCACAGGAGGGGCAGAGCGCUACAAUGAUCGAGGCAUUAUUCCCCGCACACUUUCAUACCUCUAUGAGCGCUUUGGUCAGGACAGCAGUACAGUGUAUAGUACCCACAUUUCAUACCUGGAGAUUUACAACGAAAUGGGUUAUGACCUCUUGGAAUCCAGAAAUGAAGCAUCUCAAUUGGAGGACCUACCCAAAGUAAUUAUCAUGGAAGAUUCUGACCAGAAUAUCCAUCUCAGGAAUCUUUCAUUGCAACAAUCUGCAAAUGAAGAGGAAGCUCUCAAUCUGUUAUUCUUGGGCGACACCAAUCGAAUGAUUGCAGAAACCCCCAUGAAUCAGGCUUCAACACGGUCCCACUGUAUUUUCACGGUGCACUUGUGUAGGCGCGAACCAGGCUCUGCUACCGUGGUACGAUCCAAACUCCACCUAGUGGACCUGGCCGGGUCGGAUCGGGUCAGCAAGACAGGCCUCAAUGGGCACUUGCUCACUGAGGCCAAAUACAUCAACCUUUCCCUUCAUUACUUAGAACAGGUGAUAAUUGCUCUGUCAGAGAGAAAUCGCUGCCAUAUUCCAUACAGGAACUCAGUGCUGACAUCUGUGCUGAGGGAUAGCCUUGGUGGCAACUGCAAGACCACUAUGAUUGCUACUUUGGCAGUUGAUAAACGGAACCUAGAUGAGUCCAUCUCUACAUGUCGCUUUGCACAGCGGGUGGCUAUAAUCAAGAAUGAAGCAAUAUUGAAUGAAGAACUUGAUCCUACAUUGUUGAUUACUCGCCUGAGGCAGGAGGUUCAGUCUCUGAAGGAGGAGCUGACCAUGCUGACAGGAGAGCAGCGAGAUGACCAGCUAACUGUGGAAGAGAAGCAGAUGUUGGGAGAGUCAGUGAAGACCUUUCUAGAUGACCCUGAUCCAGAUGUGACACUGACUUUGGGACCAGACAUGAGAAAAAUCCAGCACUGUUUUUACCUUCUGAAGAUGAUGAUUCUGGGCAAUAGAAGUGGAAACUGCAGUAAUCGUGAUAUACAGGAGUCACCAACAGCCUUACUGGAGGAGAAAGACAUUCAAGAGCCCCACUGUGCAGAGGAAGUGAACAAACUUAAAGAGUUGCUGGUUCAGCGUGAUAAUGAAAUCCGUAUCCUGGUUAAGAUUUUGAAAAGGGAGGGGAAAAUAGCCAAUGAGAGCUCAAUACAGCUUGCAAGUAUUUCCAAUGGACAUAGGCAUACCAGCAAGAGUGAUGCAAGUUUGGCAGCAAUGCUACUCCAAACGGCGGGAAACAAUAAACCCAAUUCAACUGGUACGAUAGGACAAGCUGUACAGUGCAUGCAAAGAGGACCUCAAUUCUCAAUGGGAAAGCAAGAGGCCUUUGAGACCUUUCUCGCAGAACAUGAUGACCAUCAUAUCAUUGAAGACAACAAAAGUCUGCUCAAACAGAGGUCUGCAGAAGCUAGAAAACUUGGAGAGCAACUUCAUGACGUCAGAGAAAAAAUCAAUGAAUAUAAGAAGCAGUUGGAACUUCGCCGAAGACAGCAGGCCGCUUAUGGUGUGACUGAAAAUCACAAAGAUGUUGGAGAGGAAGUGGAUCCAGUGGAGGAAAACCUGCGCGUACACAUCGAGCAAGAGAAAAAGAUUUAUAAGAGCACUGCUGGCCGGUUGAAAGCAUUGAGAACAGAGAUUGAACACCUGCAACUUCUGUUGGAGAGGGCCAAGGUCAAACUCCAAAGGGACUUCCAAAAGUGGUGGAACGAAGAAGCUUCCAUUGUGCAGGAGUCAAAAGAGAAAGCCAGCCAUUGGACUAAAUCCCUGUGUGGAACCUUGCCGCCAUCUUCACAUUGCACUCCAGGUUUUGAAUACAUGAGCAGCACUGUUAGACCUCACUCAGCAAGGGGAGACCGCUCAAGUUCUUCGGGUCAGGACUUAAGAACCCUCAUCCCCAAGACAGCAAGGUCCAAUACAGUGCGAGAGGAACAAGAGGCAGGGUUCACUUCAUCAGAGUGGAGAGUACUAUCCAAGUCCUCCCUCCCGCCUUCUUCAAUCCCCCUGACUGGUGAUCAGCAGGCUGAUGCAGACAUCCUGGCCUUCAUCAGAGCUCGCCAAAACCUCCUCAACAGGGCAGGCACUCUUCAUAAAUAAAAUCAAGUCGUUUGGAAUCCCAUGUGGUCUCAACUUGUCCUCCAUACUGGAACACAUUGAAACCCGAUGAUGGAGAAACAAGAUCAUAACAGGAUCCUAACAUACAUACAAUAGUAGAGCUGGGAAUCUUUGGGCACCUAACGAUUCGAUUACGAUUACGAUUCAGGGGCUCCGAUUCGAUUAUAAACUGAUCAUUGAUGCACCCCCCUCCUUUUUUUUUUUGUUUUUUUGUUUUUGUUUUGUACAUUAGUUCCAAAAUUGUUCAAAAAUCCUCUCAGGCUAAACCAAACUACUAUUUCAGUAUCAAGUUAACAUAUAACAGUAAACAAACAUACAUAAAUAACAGUAAAUAAAAAACUCCAGUUCCCAUUCUGUAUCAGCAGCUUUAAACUACAUUCAAUUAAUUUAAUGUUGUGAAUCAACUGUUACAGUUAUUAAAAUUGCUCCCGUUAUUCCAUAAUUUCCCUUCUGUCUACUUUUGUCAAAGUUUUAAAACUAUUUCAUCAUUUAAAGAUAGAUUCAAGACAAGAUUCUGCCGUUUUAGGAGUAUUUUAGAUAAAAAAGUUAAUUAGGUACUCUACAACAGAGCCAUCUAGAGUGGUCUUCUGCUUUAAGAUGGCGGCUGUUUACUUACGCCGGAAAGUCUGUCAUUUAGCAUCUCUGUUCAAUAACACAUGUUCUAACACCGACGUCAUUUGUCAGUUUGAAUCUAGUUCUACAUAUAUAUGAUAUCUACUGUAGCCGUAUAUUUGUAGCAACUAGCAACUGGGCGUUGUUUGUAGCGGCUGUCACCCGCAGUCAGGUAUGUUUGUUUUUUAUCUAGCGGCAUGAGUUGAACAUGAUAUGUACUCUCGGUCCGUUCCUCAUUGCGUCCCAAAGACCGCGCUGACUGUGUUUUACUUCCGCUUUACCUGGUAUAAUUCAAUAAUCGGAAUUUGGAUAUUUGUGAAUCGUUCUCGAAUCUUCCACGGCCGAAUCGCGAAUAAUCUAAGAAUCGGAAAUUUCGCACACCUCUAUACAAUAGACUGAAGAAAAUGGUUCUAAUCCAACACACAUCUCACAAGAGUAAUUGCCGAUGUGGUUAGUGAGCAGCAGUACAAUAUAAAUCAAAGUCUCUGUUGUCCUUAUGAUCUGAACAAAUGUUCCCCUCAUCAAUAUGUGAUGAGGGGGCGGCCCACCAGAAGCUAGCUCACUACAAUAUCAUAAAUUGUAACAUGUUUAGCAUUAAUACAGUACCGUAUCUUUCGGACUAUAAGUCGCACCAGCCAUAAAAUGCCCAACGAAGAGGAAAAAACAUAUAAAAGUCGCACCGGAGUAUAAAUCGCAUUUGGGGGGGAAAUUUACUUGAUAAAAUCCAACACAUAGAACAGAUAUGUCAUCUUGAAAGACAAUUUAAAAUAAAAAUAUAAUAGAUAACAAGAUGCUGAGUAAGUUUACUGUUUGGUAUUGUUACAUGCUGCAUGAACAAAGAAAUGCGAAUGUGGCCGAUAUGUUAACGUACAGAGUUAUUAAGAUAACUAUAGCAUAAAGAACAUGCUAACAAGUUCACAAACCAUCAGUGUCACUCCAAAACACCAAAAUAACAUAUGAAAUGAUAUAAUUAGGUGUUAAUAAUUUCACACAUAAGUCGCUCCAGAGUAUAAGUCGCACCCCCAGCCAAACUAUGAAAAAAACUGCGACUUAUAGUCCGAAAAAUACAGUAUGUGUGUCGAAAUGAGUUACACAUGGCUGUUAAUAUAAAGAACUGUAAAAAAAAAAUCAAAUGUUUUUAAGUCAAAUUAUUCAGUUUUGAUAAAGUAAAGCAGUAUUCUUAAUGUUUUUUUAUAAAGCCAAAUUUUUUAAUGGUCCAAUUUCCUUGAAUAAGUUUUGUUCAUUGUUUUUUUAAUUAUGGUUAUCAUUGUUAUGAUUGUGGUGGCCAUUGUUGAACUGCUGUAAAAAUAAUUCAACUGUGUAUCUUAGAAAAAUGAUAAAUACCACUUUGUACUAAAGUUUUCCUUCAUCUUAUCUUUGCAAAAUUCAGAUUGCAAAGACUCAGAUUCAGACUGUGAGCAUGGUACAGAAUCUAAUAUCAAAUCUUGACUUGUACAUUGGUUGUGUCAGGAUGCGUGGACGAGGUGAACCCAAAUGCAGGUAAACGGGGAGGCGAGGCAGGAUGGUGAUCAACUCAAAAUGUUUUAACAAGCUUAAGGUAUCUAGCCUCCUCAAAACAAUUGCACACCCACCCCCAAAGAGAGAGCGACCACGUGGGAAAAAUCUGUUUGCAUGUCUUUGCCUUGAUUUGUUUGACAGAUGGAGCAGUUCCACAAUUUGCAUCUGGGCAUCAGGGGUUUGGGCCUUUGAGAAAGAAAGACAAGUGUUCUUGAAGUAAAUCAUGGCAAUAUAAAUUUUUCUGUGGUGGUUGUCUUUUUUUCCUGUAUUGUAUAUUGUCUUACUGGUAGAAAUACGUGAAUAUCAAAUGGUCCCUUGAAACUAAUUCACACAGCACAUGCUUCCAGAUAGGGGUGUGGCAAAAUAUGGAAAUGGUGAUGUAUCGUGAUACUUUGUAUCCUAAAAGGUUAUCGAUAUAGCAUAUCAUACCUGCCAAGAAUUGAGAUAUCAUUUUGAAAAGGUGAAAGGUGAAAAUGAACCAACAAGUUGCUACCAAAAUCUUCCACCAUAAUAUUGUCUCAGUUAACUCUAAGGCUGCAU
Messenger RNA from Corythoichthys intestinalis (scribbled pipefish), 5208 nucleotides. RefSeq names its product kinesin family member 6 (gene kif6). The coding region runs from base 85 to 2520 and encodes 811 amino acids. Gene Ontology annotation, biological process: microtubule-based movement. Gene Ontology annotation, cellular component: kinesin complex; microtubule. Gene Ontology annotation, molecular function: ATP hydrolysis activity; microtubule binding; microtubule motor activity. The transcript has 23 exons. NCBI's taxonomy places the organism in Eukaryota, Metazoa, Chordata, Actinopteri, Syngnathiformes, Syngnathidae. The record is from RefSeq and is a predicted model, not a curated record.